CGGGGUGUUUGAACAGGAAGGCGGACAUGUUGGCCAGGCUGUGUGAGAAAAUCGGGUACAGCCUGCGAUUGUUUUCCGAAUACUAACACACAUUUUACCCGAUGUAUUUGUAUAUUCAGUCAGAGAAUUAUCGCACUUUUGAAGGGACACACUUGACAGCCAGUGACAGUGCCCGGGACUUUGCGGAAGGACUGCCGUGAAAUGCUGGAGCGACUCCGCGUUUGAAGUGUUCGAAAUUUGGAAGAAGCAGAAGUUUUUUUUCCCACCACUUCUACUUUUGAGCUGUCAGAUUCAUUUGUCGUAUUCUGCAAGGGCCUGGCACCGCCAUGGGAACGGGCCUGGACUAGACUUCCGACAAACUGCCGUUUUCGAGAAGACCUUGCAUAGACGUUUUUAAUUGCCUUUUGUUUGGAUACACCAACGUUUUAAGUCUUUAUCCUCAGUGGCAUCCUACGGAGGUUAACUAAUCUGCCUCCGCGUUUGUCUUCGCCACUGAAGUUGUUUGCAACUCAUACAGGGAAGAACAUCCGCUGUCUCCGAAAAUGUUGCAUGUUCAGUGCAACCUUAAAGCAUUCAUUGCGUGUGAAAGCUCGAGGGGAACGAUGCAUCUUCUCUGAAGUGCGGUGUAAAGUUCACACGAAGAAAGGAACAUUUGGCUAGCUAGCUCCUGCUGGCUGCUAAAGCUAGCUAGCCAGCCUGCUGCCUCGCCAGAGAGCUGUUUUUGUUCGUAGUCCGACAUCGAGACAGAGUUUGAGAGCAAAAUGUCUACUGGAGACAGUAUGGAGGCUCGAUUUGAAAAAAUCGAUGCCAUGUUGAAGGACCCAAAGUCAGAAGUAAACACCGAUUGUCUACUGGAUGGCUUGGAUGCCCUGGUAUAUGACCUCGACUUUCCUGCCCUGAGGAAAAACAAGAGCAUUGACAACUUUUUGAAUAGAUACAAAGAAACUAUCGGCAAAAUUCGUGAUCUACGGAUGAAAGCAGAGGACUAUGAGGUGGUUAAAGUUAUCGGACGGGGUGCAUUUGGAGAAGUCCAGUUGGUAAGACACAGAGCUACAAGCAAAGUAUACGCCAUGAAGCUGCUGAGCAAGUUUGAGAUGAUCAAGAGGUCAGACUCGGCCUUCUUCUGGGAAGAGAGGGACAUCAUGGCGUUUGCCAACAGCUCGUGGGUAGUACAGCUCUUUUUUGCAUUCCAAGAUGACCGCUACCUCUACAUGGUGAUGGAAUACAUGCCCGGAGGCGAUUUGGUGAACUUGAUGAGUAAUUACGACGUCCCCGAGAAGUGGGCCCGCUUUUACACUGCAGAGGUGGUGCUGGCACUGGAUGGAAUUCACUCAAUGGGCUUCAUUCACAGGGAUGUGAAGCCUGAUAACAUGUUGCUAGACAAAGCAGGUCACUUAAAACUAGCAGAUUUUGGGACCUGCAUGAAAAUGAACAAGGACGGCAUGGUACGGUGCGACACAGCGGUUGGCACUCCGGACUACAUUUCGCCCGAGGUACUAAAAUCCCAAGGAGGAGAUGGCUACUAUGGCAGGGAGUGUGACUGGUGGUCAGUAGGAGUGUUUCUGUACGAAAUGCUCGUUGGCGACACUCCUUUCUAUGCAGACUCAUUGGUGGGGACCUACAGCAAAAUUAUGAACCACAAGAACGCCCUGACCUUUCCGGACGAUAGCGACAUCUCCAAUGAUGCAAAGAAUCUCAUCUGCGCUUUCUUGACUGACAGGGAGAUUCGACUUGGCCGUAAUGGUGUGGAUGAAAUCAAGAGACACCCUUUCUUCAAGAAUGACCAGUGGACCUGGGAGAACAUCAGAGACGCGGCUGCCCCUGUUGUGCCUGAACUGAGCAGUGACAUUGACACCAGUAACUUCGAUGACAUUGAGGAAGAUCGGGGAGAGGAGGAGACCUUUCCCAUACCAAAAGCCUUUGUUGGCAACCAGCUCCCCUUUGUUGGCUUCACAUACUACAGUAAUCAACACCUUUUGCGCGGCUCUCCAGCAACAAAGACCAGCGACAAACGCUGCAGCUCCACAAAAGAGGACAAGAGCCAUCUUGAGAACCUGCAGAAACGAAUCUACCAGCUAGAGGAGCAACUCCACAGUGAAAUGCAACUCAAAGAUGAGCUGGAACAGAAAUGCAGGGCGUCACACACCAAGAUUGAGAAGAUAAUGAAAGAACUGGAUGAAGAGGCGAACCUGAGGAAGAGCGCAGAAGCCAGCACCUCUCUGCUGGAGAAGGACAAGAUUAUGCAGCAGCACAGAUUCACAGAGUACCAAAGAAAAGCUGACCAGGAGGCGGAGAAGAGACGUAAUUUAGAGAACGAGGUGUCUACUUUGAGGGAGCAGCUUGAAGAUUUGAAGAAGAUCAGUCAGAACUCGCAGGCUUCAAAUGACAAGAUUGCCCAGCUUCAGAGUCAGCUGGAAGAGGCUAACGACCUCCUGCGCUCCGAGUCAGACACUGCAGCCAGACUGAGGAAGAGCCACACAGAGAUGACCAAGUCAGUCAGCCAGCUGGAGACUUUGAACCGUGAGCUGCAGGAGCGGAGCCGCGCAGCAGACGGAGAGAAGGCGCAGCUGCAGAAGGAGCUCCUUGUUCUUCAGAGCUCCCUGGAUUCAGAACGAAGGAACUACAGCCAGGGUUCAGAGGAGAUCAGGGAGCUGCAAGCGAGACUGGCUGGACUGCAGGAGGAUAACAAAAACCUGAAGCACAGCCUCUCCAAAGUGGAAGGAGAACGCAAGCAGGCUCAGGAAAGAAGUAACAACCUGGAGAAGGAGAAAAACAACUUGGAGAUAGACCUGAACUACAAGCUGAAGACCUUGCAGCAGCGUCUGGAACAGGAACAGACGGAGCACCGGGUGACGCGGGCUCAGCUCACAGACAAAUACGAGUCUAUUGAAGAAGCCAAAUCAGCUGCCAUGAAUGCUGUUCAGCAGAAGAUGUCGGAGGAGAAUGGAGCGCGGAUGAGAGCGGAGAGCCGGGUUGUGGAGGUGGAGAAACAGUGCUCAAUGUUGGAGUUUGACCUCAAGCAGUCGGUGCAGAAAAUGGAGCAGCUGAUGAAGCAAAAGGAGAGGCUGGAAGAUGAGGUGAAGAAUGUACGGAUGCAGUUGGAGCAGGAGUCGAGCAAGCGCGUCCUAGCUCAGAAUGACCUGAAGACGCGCAUGCAAGACCUGGACCGUCUGAGGUGUUCAGAGAAGCAGCUCAAACAAGAGAUCAACACAGCGCUCGAGAAUAAACGCUCACUGGAGUUCCAGCUGGCACAGUUGACCAAACAAUACAGAGGCAACGAGGGACAGAUGAGGGAACUUCAAGACCAGCUUGAGGCCGAACAGUAUUUUUCUACACUUUACAAAACUCAGGUGAAGGAGCUCAAGGAAGAGAUCGAGGAAAGGAACCGGCAGGUACAAGAGGCACAAAAGAAGGUGCAGGAUUUGUGUAGUGAAAGGGACUCCCUGUCUGCUCAGCUGGAUCUGACUGUGACCAAGGCAGAAUCUGAGCAGCUUGCCCGGGCACUUCAGGAGGAGCAGUACUUUGAGCUCAGCCAGGAGAACAAAAAAGCAGCUGCCCGAUAUAAGCAGGACGUUGGAGAAAAGGAAGCUACUAUUGCACGGCUUGAGGAAUCCAAUAAAACUUUGACCAAAGAUGUCGAGAUCCUCAGCAAAGAGAAGGCCGAGUUGAAUGAGAAGCUCAGUAUUCAGGAAGAUGAGUACAUGGUGCAGAAGGAAGAGAUUAGCAAUACACUCAAGGCUAACUAUGAGAAGGUCCUCAGCAACGAGCGCACACUAAAAACUCAGGCUGUGAACAAGCUAGCAGAGAUUAUGAAUCGAAAAGACAUGAAAAUUGACCAGAAGAAGAAGGGCAGCACGGCAGAUCUGAGGAAGAAGGAGAAGGAGAACCGCAAGCUUCAGCUGGAGCUCAAUCAGGAGAAAGAGAAGUUCAACCACAUGGCCAUUAAAUACCAGAAGGAGCUGAGCGAGAUGCAGGCUCAACUGGCAGAGGAAAGCACAUAUCGCACCGAGCUCCAGAUGCAGCUGGACAGCAAAGAGAGCGAUAUCGAGCAGCUCCGAGAGAGGCUGAAUGACAUGCAGCAGCGCAUUGAUAACUCCAGCGUCACCAGCUUGCAGACAGAUGAGUUGGACAGUAAUAUCGCAGAAUCCAGACUGGAGGGCUGGCUGUCCAUUCCUAAUCGUGCUAAUAUCAAGAGAUACGGAUGGAAGAAGCAGUAUGUGGUGGUGAGCAGUAAGAAGAUUCUGUUCUACAACGACGAGCAGGACAAAGAGCAGUCUAACCCUUCGAUGGUACUAGAUAUUGACAAACUGUUCCACGUGAGAGCAGUUACACAAGGAGACGUGUACCGAGCUGAGACGGAUGAGAUUCCAAGGAUAUUCCAGAUCUUGUAUGCCAAUGAGGGAGAGUGCAGGAAAGAGGCAGAUAUGGAGACGGUCCCACAAGGGGACAAGACCAACUGUUUCCCACACAAAGGCCAUGAGUUCAUCCCCACACUGUAUCACUUCCCCUCCAACUGUGAGGCCUGCUCCAAGCCUCUGUGGCACGUCUUCAAGCCGCCGCCGGCCCUGGAAUGCCGCCGCUGCCACGUGAAGUGCCACAAGGACCACCUCGACAAAAAGGAGGAUGUUAUUACUCCUUGCAAAGUUAACUAUGAUGUGACCUCAGCCCGGGACAUGCUCCUACUGGCGCUUACUCAAGAUGAGCAAAAAAAAUGGAUCGGCCACCUCGGAAAGAAGAUUCCCAAAACCCCGCCAUCGACAUUUUCCAGAGCCUCUCCCCGUUCUAUGUCCACCCGCUCUGGACCCAACCAGUCCUUCCGCAAGAACCCAAAAAGCAAUAUUGGAAAGCUGAGCUAACCAUCUGAAGCAUUGGGAUUUUUCUGGACUUCUAAACUUUCCCUCCUUCCUCCUUCGCAAAAAUGGAAAGCCUGUACUACAUUAAAAAUGUAUUCAAAAUACAAAAAGAAGAAGAAAAAGAAUAGAUGCAGUGGAAAAUUGCUGCUUAUGUCACACACAGGGCAUCAUGAACAUUUCAAGGUGGACCCUGCCCCCCCCCCUCCAUCUGCCCUUUACCACAUUCAGAGGAAAGCGUCUCUCCCAACUAAACAAACUUGAAGUUCGCCAUUUCUACCAGAAGAUGGCACACUCGCCUUGAAGUAAAGAUGGACAACAGAGGGAUGGAAGGACUCUUGUCAUGUCAGCGUUCAUAUUUAGUGACAGCUGAAACGGAAGCUGGAAUGUUUUGGGGGGGAAUUUCCUGGACUCCUGCAAGUAUGUCUUCAGUUUAAGGUACUGUCAUACAGGGAUUAUAGAUCUGCAGUGAAAAGCUGUCUCAGGAGUGAGAAAAAUAAAGUCAUUUUAGCUAUUUCAGCCCCCGACUAACGGCUCUCUGAGCAAAACUGUUUUAUCCAACGACAACAACAAAAGAAAAACAAAAAAAACCAUGACUGAUGCCUUCGUCUAGUGUCUCUGGCCUUUUUGCCUGUGUUCUUAUCACUCUGCAAGUCACUUAUCAGGUCUGGGAUGGCGUAUUGGGACAUGAGUAUUAGAUGUCUUGAGUAUUGAGUGAGGAGCAUGCAAGAUCAUCAUUUAAAUCUAUGCAUUAUUUUUAUUAUUAUUUUUAUUGCUCCAAGCCAUAAGGAAAAUUCCGUUGUAAUGGCAUAUAGGAGUCAUGAAACUAAAUGGAUUUUUUUCUGUUUAUUUGGUACAUUCUCAGUAAUAUGUUUUUCUUUCUUGUAUUGUUAAUUUCUUUUUUGUAAUGUAUUGCCUUACAUUGAUUCAUAGAUAGAUGGCUCAAAAGGAAAACAUUAAGUUAACAAAUGUAAAACUGCACUGUUUGACUUGACUGUAAAUUAUUUGUAGAAGACUAAACUGGUGUAGCAUUUGGCCCACCUAGUGCCUUAACGUUUGGAUAUUGAUUUUACUGCCAUAUCUGGUUAUUUUAUUUGUUUUUUUUUUUAUUUUAUUAUUAUUUGAACACACGCAGACAAAGCUUCUUUUUAUUUUUGCUCCAACACGACACAAAGCUUAACUCUUCCAUCAUUUUUUUUUAAUUUUUUUUAAGAAAUUGCCACACGUGUGGUUUUAUCAGAACUUCCUCUCUUCCUUUCUCUGGUUUUCAUUAGAAAUUAUAUAUUAGAUGACGUCUUUUUGGACAUGUUGCAACAGGGGCUGUGUCGAAGCAAAGUCCCCACACUUGAUUAAUAUCGCAGGACAAAUUUCAGGUGUGUAGCCAAAGUGAGUCUACCUGUGUGAAUGAUUGUCAUGUUAGUAGUAACAGGUCAUUUCACCCACAUGGUAAAGUCCCUUCUAGAGUGUAUAUAAUGAGAGACGUAAGGAUUAUGGAAUACCUCCACAGUCUUUUUAUUUGUACGUUGUUUUUUUUCAGUUUAAAAAAAAAGUUUAAAAAAAACAGCACUGGAAAUAUGAUCUACUCUUGUCUUGGAUAAUUUGCAUGGUUAAAUUGCAUUGGAGUCCGCACUGAUGGAUAUGUCAAUAAACAUAUCUUU
Menidia menidia (Atlantic silverside) is the source of this 6508-nucleotide messenger RNA. The record is from the annotation of a GenBank genome assembly. Lineage: Eukaryota; Metazoa; Chordata; Actinopteri; Atheriniformes; Atherinopsidae.